CUGAGUGUUAUUCAAGCUAUUCAGGAAAUUAAAAUGUUCUAGGAGCCAAAUUAAGCAGAAAACAGGUGAAGUUACUUUAUCUAAGCCCAACUAUCCAAAAUGCUAUCACUUCAACAUGUAAUAAACGUUUUAGUGGGGUAUUUUACAUUCCUUAUUUAGCAGUAAUCUAUCAAAAUGUAGUCCGUAUUAAACAUAGCUUGUCUUGGAGAUCAGCCACAUUUAAGGUUUGUAAUUUAUGUAUGUGUGGGUCUGUGCAGUUGAGGACAGGCAUCUGUGGAGGCCAGAAGAGGGCAUCACAUUCCCUGGGGAGGGGGUUGCAGGCUAGAGCUGCCCUGUGUGGGUCCUGUAAAUGGGACUCGGUCUCUGCAAGAGCAUUGCUCGCUCUUAACUGUCGAGCUAACCCUCCAGUCCCUUGGCAGAGCUGAGGGUAGCAGGUCUGGGAUGAGGGGAGUUGGGAGUAACCUUUCUUCUCCUAGCCUGCCCUUGAUAGCAGGAACCAGCCUUUGAACACAUCUGCCUAGCAGCUGAUUUCUUACUGAGGGAAGAGAAACAGGGGAUUCUAUGUCCCAUAGUUAUGCAGUAAAUUAAAAAAAAACAAAACAAAACAGCAGAUAUGUUCAGAAUUUCCAGCCUCUUGUACAAAGACAGCCCUCUCUGGGCAGUAAGCUUCUGUGUGUGUGCUCCCCACUGAGCAGUAAGCUUCUGUGUGCUCCCCACUGAGCAGUAAGCUUCUGUGUGCUCCCCACUGUGCUCUGCUUUGGCCCAUUGUGUACACUGGGUACUGCUCCUGGUGUUCUAGUAACUCGGCAAAGCACCCUUCCUGUCCGACCUACAGAGGAAAGUCAGGUCCUGAAAACUUUAGUGCCCUGCCUGGGGGCUUGUUACCCCAUGUGGCAGAGCUGAGACUCAUCUCCAGCUGUUUCCCUACUAGGAUUCAGUGCCAUGGACAUUAUCAUCUCUAAAGUAGGGGAAAGGUGGCCACUUUAGAGCAUUACACACAUAUACAUAUCUAUCUGCGUGCGUGUCCAUCAGUGUGCACAUGUGUGGGAGACUAACGUUAUAAUCAUAACCAUAGCAGUUCCUCAUCUCCCUCAUACACCCAGCCCUACAUCUAGUCUCCUCCCACUGGCCACUUGGAAGGUUCCAGAGUUGGCCAAUUGCCAUAGGCUUCCAUUGGUGGGGGUGGGACAUAGCCUGUGACGUCACUUUAGAAUCAGGUAGAACUCAAUGCUUGUGAUGUUUCUGGUUCCUCGGUUAGGGGAGCUAGAGGCUGUGGUGACCAACUGGUGGCACCAGCUUCCUUCUAUCUUACUGGGUAUAUCAGAGGUGGUCUGCCCGGACAGAGGAGUGUGGCCCUUUCUUCAAGCCCUCUCUGCACAUCUCUUCCCAGCAUCCUCUAACCAAGAUGCGUCAGCUCAAAGGGAAGCCAAAGAAAGAGACCUCCAAGGACAAGAAGGAGCGGAAGCAGGCCAUGCAGGAGGCCCGGCAGCAGAUCACCACUGUGGUGCUGCCUACCUUGGCUGUGGUGGUGCUCCUCAUUGUAGUGUUUGUGUACGUGGCCACGCGCCCCAUCGUCACCGAGUGAGCACCGCCAUCCUGGCUUUCCUCUGCAGACAUGUCUGCAAUGCCGAGCUCUGGGCAGGAGUGCCCUGUCUCCUCUGAUCUUUGACUUGAUCAAUAUUUCUCUACUUUUGGGGGGGAAGGGAAAGGGAACAUUUAUCAGUGAAUGUGCCAUUUACCCGAUGGUCCACUUCAUGUGCCUUUCAGACUUCAAAGCAGUGCGUGUGUGCGUGUGCGUGUGCGUGUGUGCGUGCGUGUCUCCCCUUUUCUCCUGAAAUCGACGCACAGCUGCACCUGGGGAGAGGAGGCCUCUCCGGGUGACACUGUGCUUCCUGGCUCCGUUCACAGCUUUCUAAGGGGACAGCCUUUCUUCUCUGUACUUGAUGGGAUGUGAAAUACGCUGACUCAAAGUGAAAUAUUUAUUUUUGAAUAAAGGAGAUAAUAGUCUUAAA
Molecule: messenger RNA, 2012 nt
Organism: Rattus norvegicus (Norway rat)
Lineage: Eukaryota; Metazoa; Chordata; Mammalia; Rodentia; Muridae
Source: RefSeq, a predicted model, not a curated record